CUUUUGCUAGAACUCAGUUCAGACUCAACAGCUUGGAAUCAGGUGCUCAUCAGUGGGGAGGGCUGGAGACCCCGGAAUCAGCAUCUCCUUCCAGCACUAACCAGGGGAUUUACUCUUUCAUGCGGCCACUGGGAACUCUGGACUAGUCCUAGCACUACGUUGUGAUUUUUUGCAGUCUCUGCAAUAAACUACCUUUUAAGGUCAAGAUGUUAUUAAAUAUAAAAAGUGUCUUAUGGAUGUGCUCUACCUUAGUUGUAACAUAUGCACUGCAUAAAGUUAAAGUGGAAAAAAGCCCCCCUGUAAAGGGUUCCCUUUCUGGAAGAGCAACCCUACCUUGCUUCUUUUCAACCUUGCCUACUUUACCCCCCAGCUACAACAAUACAAGUGAAUUUCUUCGAAUCAAAUGGUCAAAGGUUGAACAGGAUAAAACCGGAAAAGAUGUGAAAGAAACCACUGUUCUGGUGGCCCAAAAUGGGAACAUCAAAAUAGGGCAAGGCUACAAAGGCAGAGUGUCUGUUCCAACCCACCCGGAGGAUAUUGGAGAUGCUUCGCUGACUAUGGUUAAACUACGUGCAAGCGAUGCGGGUGUGUACCGCUGUGAUGUCAUGUAUGGAAUUGAAGACACCCAAGAUGUCAUCUCAUUGGCUGUUGAUGGUGUUGUGUUUCACUAUCGUGCCGCAACCAGUAGAUAUACCCUGAAUUUUCAGCAUGCUCAGCAGGCUUGUUUGAACAAUGGUGCUGUCAUAGCAAACCCUGAUCAGCUGAAAGCUGCAUAUGAAGAUGGAUUUGAGCAAUGCGAUGCUGGUUGGUUGUCUGACCAAACUGUUAGAUAUCCAAUCAGGCAACCCAGAGUUGGCUGCUAUGGAGAUAAAAUGGGAAAGGAAGGAGUUAGAACAUAUGGAUUCCGUCUUCCCAAUGAAACUUAUGAUGUAUAUUGCUACGUGGAUCACUUGGAAGGUGAUGUGUUCCAUGUGACACUGCCCAACAAGCUAACCUUUGAAGAAGCUAAGAAGCAGUGUGUGAAAAGGGAUGCAGUUCUUGCUACAGUUGGGGACCUGCAUGCUGCCUGGAGGAAUGGCUUUGACCAAUGUGACUAUGGCUGGCUGGCUGAUGGCAGCGUGCGUUAUCCUGUGUCUGUGGCUAGAAUCCAGUGUGGAGGAGGUUUACUUGGGGUGAGAACCCUGUAUCGCUAUGAGAACCAAACAGGCUUCCCCUACCCACAUAGCAAGUUUGAUGCCUACUGCUUUAAACGUAAACAAAAUAUAUCAGAGUCUGCAUCUGUUGAGCUGGACAUUCCUACGGAAAGUGGGCCAGCCAAUCUGUUAACAGAACUAAAAACAAUACCUGGCAUAGCUACUCUUAAACCCGAUAUCUCUGAUAGUUUAAUCACUGAAUCAGUUGUCACCAAAACAAAGAUCCCAUCUUUGGAAAAAGUGAUCCUGGAAAGCAAAAAGGAAGAUCCAAUACUAACUACCAGAGGGGGUGAGAAAAAAGAAGAGAAGAUGCCUAAGGAGAACAUUAAGUUAACCACUAUUCUACCUCAGAUUGUCACAGAUGGCAAAGUAGAUACUUCUGAAUCAUUGGACAUGACUAAAGCUGAUGCUACAUCUAGGCUAGCAGUGAGUACACCUAUACAAAAGGAGUUGGAGCACACUUAUUCUGCAGUAGAAUUAUCUAAGAAAUCAGAUAUGUCUAAAAUCAGAGAGGAAGUUUAUUUGUCCUCAAUCAUUUCCGAGCAUAGAGCAGCUACAAGUGCGAUUCCCACAUCACUUCCAAUCACAGAUUCAUGGGAAGAUGCUGAAACUGAAAAUACACAAACUGUUGAAAGUCAGACUGAACAAAUAGAGGUGGGCCCAAUGAGAACAUUGGCAAAUGCCUCAGUGCAAACCCCUGUGAGAGAGUUUGCUGAAACAGAGACUUCAGUUACACUCACGAAGGAGGAAAUGUAUCUUAGUGCUCAACCUACAAAAGAAUCAAUGGAAGCAAAAACUCAUAAGAAACUUACAACUGUUGUAAUUCCCAAAGAUCUGCACACUGAUCAUCAUGAACCUACCACAGAGGAAGAGAAUGGCAAAGGAAGCACAUACACUGUUAUGCCUGACCACAGAACUUUGGCUUCUAGCAGAAUCCCAGAAUUAGAAGUAAUUACUGUAUCAAAGACAUUCUUAGAUGGGCAUACUGUAACUGCUAGAGCAUCUUCUACAGCAAGUGAGUCAACUCCAGCAGUUAGAAUUACAGAAGAACUUAUUCUAUUUGAUAAUGAGGCAUCAGCUGAAGGAAGCAGAGAGGAUGUGCAGCCUACCGAUGCACUUGAAAUUUCCUUUGGAGUACCUAUGUCUACAUCUGUACCAGCAGUUAAUCAGACAGAAGCUGAGGCCAUCACCGUCUCACAAGGUACCACUUCACCACAAGGGGUAGUAAAGGGAACGCAGACUGACAUCUACCCAUUUCUAAAAACAGAAGGGUCAAUCAUCUUAGAAAAAACUAGCGAGCCAGAAUUGAGAACAAUUGAUGUUACAGCCCCCUAUAUCACAGCAGUUAUUCCUGACUCUGAUAAGGACAAAACAGAACCCAAGGGACAUUUUGCUAGUGAGAAAUUCACACUUGCUCCUCAAGUUUCAAGCACUCCACUACCUACUGAUAAAAAUCAGGAAAAUGUGACAGAAGAUUUGCUUCAUUAUGUGAAAACAUAUGGAGCUUUAAGAACAGGAGAUGGUAUCUCUGGAAUGGAAUUUUCUACAGCUUCUCCAGGGCAAAUUUAUAUUGUAGAACAUACAAAGCACCCUGAAGCAGCAAUUUCAACAGCAAAAGAUAAAACUAAGAUAAGUGUUGAGCCAACAGAAACAAAAAUUGAUGAAGAACUUAAAGCUAUAUCAGCUGAUAUAGAUCGGGGUAAAGAUAUUACAAGUGUCUACCCCACUCGCAGAGUUAUAGAUCUGGAAGUGAUCACAGUAUCAAAAAUAUCGCUGGAUGAAAGCAAUGCAACAAUAAAGCCCUUUCUGCCAUCGGUGCCAGCAUCAAAAGCUACAAAAUUACCAACUGCCAGGCCCCCUGUCAUGGAAGUGAGUGACAAAGUACAACCGACAGAAGGUUUUACAGAACAUGCAGAUGUUGUUACAAGGUAUCAUGAUACUAUGAGAACAUUUGCUCCUGCACCAGAAAUGAAACCAGAAGAGACCACUGAAAAAGCACUAUUUACUGAAGACCUUACAUUUACAGAUAAAGAGGUCACAAAAUAUGCAGUCACAGAGGGUGGCCAGAUAAGUACUGGAACAAUCAUUAAAGAAGAAUCAUCUACAAUGACAUCCACUACUGUAAAAGCCUAUGAAGAAAAGGUUGUACCUAGUGCAGGAACAGGAGGGCAACAAGAUGAUUUGAUUGAGGAAGGAAGUACUAUCGAGCAGGACCAAGAUCUAGGAAUCUCCAGAGCAAUAACUACUAUUCACCCACAUGUGGAAACUCAAGAUAUAGAAGGAACAGUAUUUCAAAAGGAACACUCUACCAAAGGUGAAGCUAUGGUACAAAUGGUUACUGCCACAGAGUCCACAGCAUCCAUUUCUAAAAUGGAUGUGACAUCUACUCAAGUACACGUGGAAACAGAUGAUCAGGAGGUUGUAUCUAAAUCUGAAUCUGCUCAGACAACUAUUACUGAAAGACAAGAUGUGAUCCAAAUUACUGAAGAAACAGUGGAAGGAAAACCAUAUGGAAUUACUAUAGAGCAAUUGGUUACUGCCACUGAUUCUACUGCAACUACUUCUAAGGUGCCUGUGACAUUUGUUCAAAUAUAUGAACAAAAGACAACUUUAGAACCUGAAUUGGCUCACACAGCUAUUACUGAAAGGCAGGACGUGGACAUAAUUACUGAAGGAUCAGCAUAUGAUGAAAUACGUACAACUACAGAAGUUUUAAUGCCUGGUAUAAAUAUAAGUGAUUAUGAAAAAGUUCUAGCUUCCGGUGAAACAACCACUGGGACCAUACAGCUUGUACUGUCUCCAAAAGUUGAUGCUGUUACUGAACACAAAGUAAAGACCACUGAAUUUAUGCCAGUACCACCAACCACUGAAACUGAAGUAGAUGAAGGUGGAGUACCACGCAUCAAAAAAGAAAAUGAAACAGAAGACAGCAGUGUGGUGAGUUGGGAAUCUGAGUUACCUUCACAUACAGUGCCUACAGGUCCUUCUGCACCAGAAGGUAUUACUCAUCAGAUUGAGAAAUCUACUUCUGUGGAAAAAGUGGAAAAUUUUACAACCCAUAGUCUGGAAGGUUCAGGAAUAUUGGAGGAACCUAAAGGAACAGAACCAAUUAUAUUUUCAACUAUUGGAACAGAUAAAACAACAGUUCUAAGUGCAGUAGACAAAAUCCAACCAACUUCAACUACCAAGUCCUUUAUUACUAAAACGCCGCGACCUAAAAUUGACAGGGAAGAUGAGGAAACAAGCAUAGACAUGGUAAUAAUUGAUGAAUCUAUUUCUCCCAGUAAAACCACUACUGAUGAUGGUCUGACAGGCAAGACAGUGGAACCAGAAAUUGAUAAAGAAUAUUUCACAUCAUCAAGUGCCACUGCAGUUGCACGACCUACCAGACCACCCAAAGUUGAGGAAACCACAGAGGUUUUAGAACCUCAGGAAGUGUCUCCCUCUAUUCCAGUUCUUGAAACAGACAUGAAAAAUAUAUCUGACAUAACAGUGGUUUUUAUUGCCAUUACAGGCAAUGAUACAGAUCUAUUGCAUGGACUUGAUUUCAAAAUACAUCCACACACAAUAGAUGAAUCCUUCAUAGAUGCAGACUCACUACAGGCUGAACCUUAUACCUCAGGCCCUGAGCAAGAGUCUUCUGAGUACCCUAUUGAAAUCUUAAUGGAACCUUUAUUUCCAAUUUUUGACUCUGAAGAAGAUGAAGAUUGUGAAAAUACUACUGAUGUUACAACUCCUCCAGCAUUGCAGUUCAUCAAUGGAAAGAAACAGGUGACCAGUGCACCUAAAGACACAAAAGCUGAAGAAGCAAGAAGUGACCAAAUUGAAAGUGUUACACAUUCCAAAAAUGUCAAAUUUUCACAAAUCAAUGAAACUAACACCAUAAUAUCUGAAAAUGAGGCCUCUGGUACAAUGCAACCAGGUGUAUCUAGAGAAAUAAAAGGGGCAUUUGAAGUUACACAACAACCUACAGCAGAUGUUGCACUGUUGGAACCUGUUUUAAGUAGUGAAUUGGAAUUUGCCACUACAGAUAAAUCUGAGGUAACGUCUGUAUAUGGGCAAUCUUCAUCAGAAACUUUAGAGACCUUAAAACAUAAUGGAACUGAAUUUCAGCAAAGCUCAACUAAAGACCCCAAAACCUUGCCUUUGAUUACUAUAGAAUCUUCUGGAGAUGCUGCCAUUGACCCUGAGUUCCCUGGUCUUGUCUUUUCAGAAAUGGGGAAAACAACAAUAAAAGAACAUGCAGAAAAAAGUUCUGCUGCAACUUCUGCUCCCAGUCCAGUGUCUGAUAUCGCUACUGUAGACAUAAAAGACCAUAUGCCAGAAAAGGAAAACUCUAUUCUAAGAGAUGAUUAUAAAUCAACUAUUAAGUAUGAUAAACUUCCCCCACUGGAAACCCUUGUAGAAACAACAAGAAGAAGCCAUAUAGUAAAGUCUGUGGAAAGUCCUAUUGCAUUUAUAAUACCAGAAGGCUCUGGAGAUGUAGAAGAGGAAGAUGUUUCUAAAACUUCAGCUAUGGUGACAGAGACUGUAGUUACUGAAAAGAUUUCAGUAGAAGAAACUUUCUUAGAGUCUGGCAAACUGCUGACAACAGAAAUUACUGCCACUGUUUCAGGAACCACCAUUUCUUUGCAUAAGGAAACUAGCACUACUUUUGUUUUUGACCAAAGUUCUGAAGAAACUGCUACCACCACAUCUGUUACUGGGUUGGUUACCGAAAAAGGAGUUAGCAGUGCUACUGGAACAGAAAUGAAAAUGAAAGAAGAUGAAAAAGAAGCACAGAGCACUGCUGCUUCAACUAAGGAACAUUCAUCUACUGUUGAGAUAGGAAAGUUAGUAUUCAGUGAUAGACAGGAAAGCCCUAGUAACAGAAUUGGAAUUGUAGAUCAGGAAUCCACUACUCUCAGCAAAACAAUACCAAUGACAGAUUCCACAUGGCCUGAAAGCAAAGAGUUUACUGUUGCUCCUUUCUCCACAGAGAAAAGCCUUUUUAUAGAUGAAGGAUCUGGGGAAGAACCAAUAUACACUAGGAAAACCAUUGGAGACAUAAUUUCAGGGGGUGUCACAAGAAGAGUGGUAAGUACUGAUCCCCCAUUUAUUGAUCUAGGUUCUGGAGAAAGAGAUGUUAUCAUUGAUUCUACUGCCAUUAUUUCAGUUCUAUUGGAGCCUGUGACUACGGACAUUGAAACACAAAUGAAAAAGCAGGAAAGAGAUGUCUACAGCACAGAUACUUCAUCUGUGGAAUAUACAACAACCGUUGAAGCAACAAAGACAGUGUUAAGUACUGAGUCAGAUGACUCAACUAAGGAAGCUGGAAUAGGAAGGCAGGUAUCUAAGGACAUUUUUAGUACAGGUAAGCUAGGAGAACAAAAACAUGAAACAGAAUCAUAUUAUUUGAUUACAACUCUUCCUUCUCAAGAAAAAUCUUUUCCUCAAUCUAGAAAAGAGAUGACAACUCAUAUUGCAACAGAAGAGCAAACUAAAUACUUAGAAAACUCUGGGGUCACCUCUUCUGUGGAGUCUGUUGUUAAAAUCAUUUCUCCUGACACCAUUGCGACACAUGCUGUCAGCAGUAUAAAGACAGUAACUGAAUCUACAGAAAGUGAAAGUGGAAAAGACAGCUCGCCAACCAUCUCAGCAGAGAACAUUAUCCUUAUUGAGGUAGGCUCUGGAGAAGAAUCCAGAGAUGAGAGUGGUACCAUGGUACCAGUGCCAGAUGGUUCUACAGAAAAAGUACUUGGUACUAAUUUCCCAUUAAUUGAUCAGGGUUCUGGAGAAGUGGAUUCUGUCAUUGAGUCUUUUACAAAAACUACAGCUUCACUACAUUCAGCAGUUAGAAGACCAGAAACACAAGCAACAGAAGAUGAAAGAGAAAUUAUCAGUUCACCAUCUGUGGAUUAUUCCUUUGCUGUUGAGUCUGCAAAAUUAGUCAUGAGUACCAAAGGUGAAGUCAGCACAGUUAGAACUGAAAUUGCAAGAAAAGUCAUCACUGAGGUACAGAUAGAAGAGCAAAUGCCUAUUGAAUCCGUAACAAGAAGUUUUGCUAUAAAUCUUCCUUUGGAAGAAGAUAUACAUUCUGAGCAGAAUAUUUCUGCAGAAACGUCACAAAAAGUUGUAGAACCAUCUGGAAUAACAACAAAAUAUCCUGUCAUUAAAAGUACAGAAUCUAUCCUAGAACAACUUGAAAUUUUAGUUGUUCCCACAGUUAGUCCGUAUUCAGAAGAAAAUAAAUUGGAGAUCAUUUCUGGCACUAAAUCUGUUGAUACUACUCUAGUAACUGAGUCCAUAAAACUUGAAAGCAAAGAUAUAAGCUUGCUAGCUAAACUUACAAAGAAAGAAAAAGACUUGGAACAAAAUAUUUUCCCUACAGAAGACAUUCACGGAUCACUUCUGAUCCCCAAAGGUGACGAGCCAACUAAUAAAGAGAUCAGUAGUGAUUCAUUGUUUUCAGGAGAAGGAUCAGGAGAUGAACUUAUUAGUGUUCCAUCAGUAGAGCCACUGAAUUUUGUGACUAUAAAAGAAAUCACAAGUACUUUAAGUCCUGAAACAUUUCAUCCUGAAAGUGUGGGACCAAGACUUUCCAUUGACAAAGCCCAAGAAUUUGAAAGUGGUCAGACUGAAUCAAACAAGGAUUCCAGUGAAGAACUCAGGCUAUUCAGUUCUAUAACUGAGGCAGUUUCCAAAACAACAGAGAAAAUGGCCACUAGUACUUCCGCUUUAGCUGAAGAAAGUUCUAGGAACUUCAGUAAUAAAGAAGCUACCACAAAAGAGACAUCCCAUUCUUUUUUAAUCACUGAAGACUCUCACAAACAAGAAACUUUUCAUUGGGUAGAAGAAAAUGAAACAUACGGAGCACCAGCUGCUACUGAUCGAGUUGUUACUCAAGAGGAAACUUCACAAUUGAUGACUAAUGAAAAUAUAACUGCUGCUUCUAUAUUCUUUAAUGGAACUCCUCGUCUUGGAACAGAGGAAACACUUGCAACAUCAACACCAAAAAUACCUCCCACACCACUAUAUGAAAGUUCUGGAGAAGGAUCUGGCUGGGUGGACAUUGUGGGGUCAUUUCACCCAGAUGUAUCUACUACCCAUUUGCGAAAUCUGGAAAUAACAGUUGCUCCUCAUGCUCAUGAGGAAAACUAUUCUGAAGAACUGAGCACAGAGACAGCAUUAAAUGGAUCACAAACUGUUUCAGUGUUAUUUUCCACCCACACAGAAGAAAAAAAGAUGUUACCAAGCCCGACUAGUGUUCAACCAAAGACAUUUACAGGUGAGAGUUUAAUAAAUGAUACAAGGAUAGAAAACAAAGUCCUCCCAAAGCUUGAUGACUUCAGAAAUGUUACAGGGAAUGUUUCUGCUUUUAAUGAGAUCACACUAAUUGAAGUACGACUAGGAAUCACAUCAGAUGAAACAACAAUCAUAGAUGUGGAUCAUUCUAAACCAAUGCAUGAAGAUAUACUAAGUGUGCAGACAACUCCAGAUACAGAGACUCAUUCAACACAUGGCAAUAAUGAUAGCAUGAAAGUUGAAGAAGUGGAGUAUGAUUUAACAUCUAAUCUUUCUACAGCUGAAGAGAAAUCAUAUGGAUCUGGUGAUAAUCUUUCCAUGACUAUUUCCAGUAAGUCAAUAAAUAGUGAAUCAGUAACAGCUGAAAACAGACCCAGAUCAGAUUAUAAGGAUUUUGGUUCAGGGGAUGUCAUGCAGUUCACAAUGGAAACUCCCAUCAUUGGUGAAUUCUCUGAACUGGAUAUUUUGCUUCCAACAAUAUCAUCAAUGGCCAGCCCUAGUGUGCCCCCCCGAGUCAGCGAAGAGGCCAAAGAAUCUCCAUUUGAAACUAGACAUGUAGCACCAGAAAAUAAAACAGAAGGCCUCUCCGAAUCAAGUACUUUGUCAGACAACCAAGCGAUAGCAGAUCAAAAUGAAAUAGUCUCUACCUCUGGGUAUUCGGGAAUGGAACAAGAAGAGCCUGAUGAGGGGAAGCCUUUGUUUCCUUCCUUUAGACCUGACUUACCUACUGAGACAGAACAGGCUUUGACAGCAAACAUGUCUGAUGUAAGUAUUGUUACCUCACGACUUGUAACCCAAAACUUAACAGAGUCACCUAAUAUAAGUGAAGUAAAACAUCAUACAGUUUACACAGAAACAAAAGCCACUUCAACAGAAUCUGAAGAAACCGAUCCAGCCAAACUUUUUCCUGUAACUCAAAUGCCAAAAUCUCCAGUAACUGUCCACUUGGUUAAUGAAGUAUCAGAAUACCCUGAAGUAAUCAUUCCAAAUACUUUGUCAUCAACUGAUUCAGACAAGUCUAAUCAAACAUCAGGACAAACCUUCAAAGAAAUUAGUUCUGAUGUUGCAGUGACUUACAAACCACCCACCAAAGUGCUGUCCACUAAAACAGUGUCUCCACUAGACUCUUCUUCUGAACCUGAAUCAGAAAGCACAUCUGUUGAAAGUACUCCUGAUAUUAGUGGACAGAUAACAGACAGAACAAAGGAGAAAGAAACUUCCAUAAUAGAAUUGAUUACUGAAGAACUAGCAACCAUUUCUGAAGAUCCUCUCUCAAAAUAUGUCAUACCAACAGCUUUUAUACAUUCUGGAGAAACAGUAAACACAGAUAUUCCAGAAGUUAGCACAGAAGAUGAAACCUCUACAGAGAAAGUGAAAGAUCUCAAUCAAGUAGAUGAAAGCAGCACUGAGGGAGCUUUGCCAAGGCUAUACACCACACCAGCUUCAGUGCCACAUGAAAGUAUAGCAGGUGGAAUAUUUAAGCCUGGCCAGGCAACUGUUACAAUGUUAUCUUCAUCUUCACCAUCUCUGGAUAUAAGCCUGGAGACACAAACAACUGUGGUAGUACAGAAGCAGUCCACAACAAUUUCUUCUGACAUUGCAACAAAAAUUACAGCCCCUGAAAACAUUCCUGAGUAUAAUAAACAGACAACAAUAAGCACAGAGGACAUAAGCACUACUGAACUUGCAACUUCAUCAUUUUUCCUUCUGGACAUUACUAAUGGAUCAGAUUUCCUGAUUGGCAACAGUGGAGAUUCAGUUGAAGGCACAGCAGUCCAAAUACCAGGUCAAGAUCCCUGCAAAAGUAAUCCCUGCCUUCAUGGGGGCACCUGUUAUCCACGUGGCUCUUACUACAUCUGCACAUGUAUGCCAGGUUUCAGUGGCGAGCAGUGUGAAUUGGAUGUUGAUGAAUGCCAGUCCAAUCCUUGCCGGAAUGGAGCCACAUGUAUUGAUGGUCUCAAUCUAUUUACUUGUCUCUGUCUGCCAAGUUAUGCAGGUGCUCUUUGCGAACAAGAUACAGAGACUUGUGAUUACGGUUGGCACAAGUUCCAAGGACAAUGCUACAAAUACUUUGCCCAUCGCCGCACAUGGGAUGCAGCUGAAAGAGAAUGUCGUCUCCAGGGAGCCCACCUGACAAGCAUCUUGUCUCAUGAAGAGCAGAUAUUUGUGAACCGUGUCGGGCAUGACUACCAGUGGAUUGGCCUCAAUGAUAAGAUGUUUGAACAUGACUUCCGCUGGACUGAUGGCAGCACACUGCAAUAUGAAAACUGGCGACCUAACCAGCCAGACAGUUUCUUUUCUGCUGGAGAAGACUGUGUUGUUAUAAUUUGGCAUGAGAAUGGCCAAUGGAAUGAUGUGCCAUGCAAUUACCACCUCACAUAUACCUGCAAGAAAGGAACAGUUGCCUGUGGUCAGCCUCCUGUUGUAGAAAAUGCAAAGACUUUUGGGAAGAUGAAGCCUCGCUAUGAAAUCAACUCCCUGAUUAGAUACCAUUGCAAAGAUGGUUUCAUCCAGCGCCAUAUUCCAACUAUCCGGUGUCAAGGGAAUGGAAGAUGGGAUAUGCCUAAAAUCACCUGCAUGAAUCCAUCCACAUUCCAAAGGACUUAUUCUAAGAAAUAUUACUAUAAACAUCCUUCCCCAGGAAAGGGAACUUUGUUAAAUUCAUCAAAACAUUAUCACCGCUGGAUCAGGACGUGGCAGGAUUCAAGGCGCUGAAUGCUAAAUGGUGAAUGGGGAUUUUCACCAUUUCAGCCAAAGUCCUAACUUACUGUGCCUUUUCUAUCACUUCUAGAAGUAUUAUCAAAUUGUUUGGAACUAUGGACUCCAGAAUUCACAACACAUUUUGCAAAAAUGUUGGGGUUUAUCAGCAAAUUCAAAAAUAAAAAUAUGAGGAACCAUUUCCAGCCAAUCAGAAAUGUUAGUUUUCUAUAUGCCACCAGUGGGGACCAUUUUAUAACAUAUACCAGCCUACUGCAAUAUUUAAACAGCUCAAUUUUAGCACCAAUGAAAAUGUAAAUAAGAUGAUUUUAUUAUGUUUAAUUGUGUGUUGUUUUUAAAAUCCUGUAUAUAAAAUGAAAAGUCACACUAAGUUCAGGCAUAUUUAUGGUUAUAUGGCCUCAGAGGUCUGUAAUCAUUGAUUUCCUUAUUUGUCUGUUGUUCACCUAGGUUGGAGAUGGUUUAAAUAUAAUUGUAUUGACUGAAAACUGCCAGAUGAAGAUAAACACACAAGUUACAUGUAAUUUUUUUUUUUGAAACUCUGCCAUUUCCCAUCAGAGGAACAGUUUUUGUCCAUGUGAUACAAAACAUAAAGUGAGAUCAAGCCUGAAUUAGGGACUGCAAUGUGGAACUUUUCCUGCUCUCCAUUCCAGCUUCAUCACUGGUGAGAAAGGACUGCAUGGAGGACUUGUAUAUGGCAAAGGAGGCCUGUAAGAGUCAAAGUGCUAAUACAUUAACUCUCUCAACCAGGGUUACUUUCUGAAAAUGACUUUCACAAUACUAACCAUAGGUCUAUGUUACAGGUCUCUGCAUUUUAUAAUGGAGGGAGACCUAGGGUUGGUUUUUUGGGGUGUUUUUUUUUAACAAACAAAAAAAAAAGUCAAAAAAGUAAAUAAUUUUGUAUAUAUAACCAUUUUUAAUCUUUUUUAUAAAGUAAUGAAUGUUUGUGUAUGAAUGCUGCAGCUGUGAAGCGUACAUAAAUAAAUGAAGUAAGCCAUACUGAUUUAAUUUAUUGGAUGUUAUUUUACCAAUGCAAAGAAAAUUGAAAGAGCUUGGUAGUUCAGUGUUAGCCCCUGAGCUCCCCGAUGCAUUUGGAACCAUAUUUCAGUUCAGCUGCUAUUUCCCUGAUGUACUAAAUUCCUAGCAAACAGGAUCACUUGUUUGUGAUGAAAUGGGUGACUUGUAGAAGAAUCAGCAUGUUGGCUAUCUAAAAAGAAAUUCACAAAAAGAUUAUAGAUCACAGUGAAUGCAGUGUGCAUGUAGGACUUCUUUAUUUUGAUUGUUUUAUUUUACUUUGACCCAUUCAGCUCAUCAUUGGCCUGGACGUGUAUAGUAAGGUAGUAUUUAAAAUAAGCUCUCCACAGCAAGGACCAUGUCAAUUUGGUUGCUUCAGCAAAGCACACUUUGGGGCUGUGUAAAAAAAACAA
Messenger RNA from Terrapene triunguis (Three-toed box turtle), 12619 nucleotides. It is a transcript of the gene VCAN, whose product is annotated as versican. Lineage: Eukaryota; Metazoa; Chordata; Testudines; Emydidae. Gene Ontology annotation, biological process: cell adhesion. The record is from RefSeq and is a predicted model, not a curated record. Gene Ontology annotation, molecular function: hyaluronic acid binding; calcium ion binding. Bases 207 to 11192 code for a protein of 3661 amino acids. The transcript is spliced from 15 exons.